AUGCCAAGCGAAGGCGCUCACUUCAGCUAUGGAAACCUCCGGAAGAGGCACGGCCACUCCCACAUCACAGCUGAAGCGGCCAUGGGAAUUGGCAUCCUGAUAGCGAUCCUGGGAAUUUUACUGCUCAUUGGUUGCUGGUAUUGUAGAAGACGAAGUGGAUACAGGACCUUGACGGACAAGCACCUCCGUGUUGGUACUCAAAGUACCUUAACAGGAACAUGCCCAUGUGAAGGGCUUGGUCAUCAGGAAAGCAAACUGUCUUUUAAAGAGAAAAAUUGUAAAACUGUGGUUCCCAAUGCUCCACCUGCUUAUGAGAAACUUUCUGCAGAGCAGUCACCACCACCUUAUUCACCUUAA
This is a messenger RNA of Cynocephalus volans (Philippine flying lemur), 357 nucleotides long. RefSeq names its product melan-A (gene MLANA). The record is from RefSeq and is a predicted model, not a curated record. NCBI's taxonomy places the organism in Eukaryota, Metazoa, Chordata, Mammalia, Dermoptera, Cynocephalidae. Gene Ontology annotation, cellular component: melanosome; endoplasmic reticulum membrane; trans-Golgi network. The coding region runs from base 1 to 357 and encodes 118 amino acids. The transcript is spliced from 4 exons.